This is a messenger RNA of Echinops telfairi (small Madagascar hedgehog), 2440 nucleotides long. It is a transcript of the gene PIP4K2C, whose product is annotated as phosphatidylinositol-5-phosphate 4-kinase type 2 gamma. Gene Ontology annotation, molecular function: phosphatidylinositol kinase activity. Gene Ontology annotation, biological process: phosphatidylinositol metabolic process. The transcript is spliced from 11 exons. The record is from RefSeq and is a predicted model, not a curated record. NCBI's taxonomy places the organism in Eukaryota, Metazoa, Chordata, Mammalia, Afrosoricida, Tenrecidae. Bases 142 to 1200 code for a protein of 352 amino acids.
CUUUUCAGCCCCGGGUCCAUGACUUUGGAACCUUGACUUUGUCUUGGGGGAAGCUCCAGGCCACCUGGACCUUCUAAUCCUGCUAGUCCCUCCUUUUCCCAUCCAGAGAUCAAUGAGCUCAGCCAGGUCCCUCUCCCUGUGAUGCUGCUUCCAGACGACUUUAAGGCCAGCUCCAAGAUCAAGGUCAACAAUCAUCUUUUCCACAGGGAAAGUCUGCCCAGUCAUUUCAAGUUCAAGGAGUACUGUCCUCAGGUCUUCAGGAACCUCCGUGACCGGUUUGGCAUCGAUGACCAGGACUAUUUGGUAUCCCUUACCCGGAGCCCCCCAAGUGAAAGUGAAGGCAGUGAUGGUCGCUUCCUUAUCUCCUAUGAUCGGACUCUGGUCAUCAAAGAAGUGUCCAGUGAGGACAUUGCUGACAUGCAUAGCAACCUCUCCAACUACCACCAGUACAUUGUGAAGUGCCAUGGCAACACCCUGCUGCCCCAGUUCCUGGGGAUGUACCGAGUCAGCGUGGACAACGAAGACUGCUACCUGCUCGUCAUGCGCAACAUGUUUAGCCACCGCCUUCCUGUGCAUAGGAAGUAUGACCUCAAGGGGUCUCUAGUGUCCCGGGAAGCCAGCGAUAAGGAAAAGGUUAAAGAGUUGCCCACCCUUAAGGAUAUGGACUUUCUCAACAAGAACCAGAAAGUUUAUAUUGGUGAAGAAGAGAAGAAAGUAUUUCUGGAGAAGCUCAAGAGAGAUGUGGAGUUCCUAGUACAGCUAAAGAUCAUGGACUACAGCCUUCUGCUGGGCAUCCACGACAUCAUCCGGGGCUCUGAGCCAGAAGAAGAGGGGCCUGCCCGGGAGGAAGAGGCAGAGGGGGAGGGAGACUGUGGCCUGACUGGACCUGCUGCUGUGGUGGGCUCCUAUGGCACCUCCCCGGAGGGCAUCGGCGGCUACAUCCAUUCCCAUCGGCCUUUGGGCCCUGGAGAGUUUGAGUCCUUCAUCGAUGUCUACGCCAUCCGGAGUGCUGAGGGGGCCCCCCAGAAGGAGGUGUAUUUCAUGGGUCUCAUUGACAUCCUGACACAAUAUGACGCUAAGAAGAAAGCAGCUCAUGCAGCCAAGACGGUCAAGCAUGGGGCUGGAGCAGAGAUCUCUACUGUCCAUCCUGAGCAGUACGCUAAGCGAUUCCUGGAUUUUAUUACCAACAUUUUUGCCUAAGAGGCUGCCUGACUCCACAGUGACUGCUGCUUGCUGUUCAGGGUGGCGAGGUUCUGAGAGGCUUGGAGGAACGGGGGAUAUUUUGACCAACACAUCUUUGCUUCCUCCUGUGCGCAAUUCAGGCUGCGGGCGCCUUCCAUCCAAAUAACCCAUUUCGUUGCAUUGGCUCUUCCUGGCCAUCAGAAAUACAUUGUCCUUUCCUUCCCUAUUGCCCUCCCCGGACAAGUCUGUUUGCUUCAUUAGGGUGUCAUUGUUGACUCUCCCAAGUGCCUUGAUCUUUGUAAAAAGUCCUAUUGUUUCUAUAAAAGAAAAAGAGCUCGGGGGUGGGGUGGGGGGGUUGUUUGCGAUCUUCAGAACCUGAUUGGAUGGAUGGACCUGGUUCAAGCAAUUACUCUGGAUGCACUUUGCUGUGCGGAAUGAACUAAAGUGUAUGAAUUUUACUGAGAACUUUAUAGAGCUUACUGUGUCAUGCUUCAAUCCCAGAAGGCCUUGGGAUGGAGAGCAUUAAAGAUACAAAUGUGGGUGCAGGCAUGAAAUCGGCCAGUCUUGAGCACAGAGGUGGUGUAGAGUGGUCAGCGUGCUGCCUGCCCCUGGAGGUGUGGGACCGAAGACAACUCUCAGGAUUAUGCCAGGAUCUGGAGAGAAUCCGCACCCAGGAUUGACCACCCGCCCAUUUCUUCCCGCCAGCAGCUCCCUUCCACCCUCCCCACCUGUACUCCCUCCCGGGUGCAGGGGCCCAGAGAUGGCUCACAUGUUGGAAGCCUCAGGCAAAGUGUUUGACUGUUGCUGCUCGUCAGGACAGCCUCACAUCUCUUCUGGAGGCCUUCAGUGGGCCUGUGGCCAGUUUGAGAGAUGGGUGAAGGCGUGAGGGUAUGAGUUUCAUUCCCUUAGACUGAUCUGUCGCAUAAGAAGCUACAAGGUGGAAUCCCUCUCUUUUCAUCCAAAGGAAGACAAGAGGAGUCCUCAGUUAGGGGUUGAAGCCCCCUAAUCUUCCCAUCAUAGGCCUGAUGGAUCUUUUUCAUUCCGAACGUUGACCUUUCCCCAUCAAAUGCAAUAAAACUCCAUGGCACCAGCAACUAUUCUCUCUAAAUGGGUUUUCUGACUAUGUGGCUGAUGGAUCAUGGGCAGCGUGGUCUGCAUUUGUUGCUUCUGUUUUUCAACUUUUUGUUUUCUUAAGAAAGAUCUUGUAUAUUUACUCCCAUUGCUGUCACAAUAUAGAAAAUAAAUUAUUGAAUCCAAA